AGUCGACAGUUUCAUGUUUACCGUUGGAUUGCAUCCUGUUGCAUCCCGUGAGUGCUGGUGCUGCUUGCUGCGUUCGUUGUUGGUUGCUCUGCGUGGCGGCGUCAACCAUGAAUCCUUCAGCUUCUCAACAACCCGUGCACAGUGGAAACGACAACGCCGACGAUGAUGACACAGCGUCGAGAGCGAAAAUUGAGCUGCUGGACGAAAUUGCAUCGAAAAAAGUGCCAUCGAUCGGCUUUCCCAAUCACGAUUGCAAAACGGGGCACAACAUAGACCUUCUGCGGGCGUUCGUUCCGGGGGAGUCGUUUGCGAAAAGAAUAUCCCGAUGGUUUCGUCGCAUGUGCUACCUGGACCAAUCCAGCGCUCUCAGCCGCGAAGUGUUCCGGAGCGAUACUGCUAGGAAGCGGGAAAUAUCCCGUCACAUUAGUUUCUACUCGGGCACGAUUCAUCCGUUCAGCUAUCUGAGGUUCUGGUGGGAAUGCGUAAUGAUAGUUACCUUUGCAACCGCCUUCAUAUUCAUCCCCUAUGACGUAAUAUUCCUGUUUCGCCCGGAAGAUUAUCAUCCCCUAACGUGGUUCCACCAGGUUGUUCUCACUUUUGACGCCAUUUGCCUCAUCGACAUCUGCUUCAGCAUUCGAACCGGAUUCUACGAUCGGGAUCGUCAACACGUGGAACUGGAUCCCUGCAAGAUUGCCAACCAAUAUGCAUUGCUGUGGUUCUGGAUCGAUUUGAUAAGUUCGGCACCGGAUCCGCUGUUCACGCGUUUCAUCGUAUCGAAGAAAGCGCUGCAGUAUUCGUUUUUCGAUUGCCUUCGGGAGCACAAUUUCCGUUUUGGGUGUUUCUGGGACUUUUGGAACGUUUUGUCGAUGUUGAAGAUUUUUCGGCUGAAGACUUUUCUCCGAUAUAUUGGAAAUGUUUAUCGGAGAUUUGGACUUCGUCGGAACAUCAUGAAGUUUACUACUAUUGCUGCGGUUCUGGUACUUUGCAUGCAUUGGGCAACGUGUGUGAUGUUCCUGGUUGCGAGAUUCCGACAGGGAACCGAUCCUGAUUUGGUGGACAAGAACUCGUGGAUCAGUCAAGCGGAUAUUUGGAGCAAGCAACCUUUCCACCAGUACAUUGAGUGCUUUUUUCGAACAUUGUACACGAUGGGAUUAGUAACGCAUUCCAUGGAUCAGUUCAUGACCGAUGACGACAUCUUGGUGUCCUUGAUGUUCAGUAUUUUCGGUUAUUUGAUGAAAAUUUACGUAUUGGCAGAGUUGUUGAUCUUUAUUAGGAUCAUGUUUUCCAGCACUAGCAUGUAUUACGAACACCGUCACGAGCUUCAAGACUACAUCCGCUCGGAACAAUUACCUUCGGAGUUGGAAGAUCGAAUUCUCUGUUUCCAUGAUCAUCGCAUUUCCAACCGCUACAGUCGCAAAAGCCAGAUCGACGUUUGCUCCGGUAAACAGUUCCAUCUGGGAAUACGAGAAGAAAUCUGCGGCAAUAUAGUGAAUGGAGUUUCCCUAUUUCGUGACACGAUGACACCGGAAAUGGUACGGUGGUUAUUGAAUAACUUACAAUACCAGCUGUAUCUGAAAGACGACAUUCUGGUGAAGGCUUCCGACGGUAGCGACGGGGCCAAAAUGAUAAUGGUUAUCCAGGGAACUGUGGCCGUUUACACACCCAACUGGAGAGAGGUACUGCAUCUGGAGGACGGUGAACACUUUGGAGAGUACCAGUUGGUACUGGGAAGUUCACUGAUGAAAUACUCCAACAUUGUGGCUGUUGAAACUAGCGAAGUGUACCUGCUGACCAAAGCAGCUUACGUGGAAAUGCUGUUGCAAUAUCCGGCUUUGGAAGCAACCAUCACACCGCUGGCCCAGGAGCGGUACGAAACUUUGGCGGCCCUCGAGCGCGAAGUGGUACUCGAAACUAUCCAAGAAGCGGAAACCAUUAGGCGGACAAAGUUUUUCGGUUAGAGUUGAAUUGGGUUUUGAUUGGCGAUGCAGCUAGGAAUGGGACGAUUGGGAAGAAUUUGAUGCACAAUAUAAUAUCUACAUUUUGAUCAUUUUAUAUUUUACAGAGAGCGUUUCUCGAUACGAUAUG
Molecule: messenger RNA, 2085 nt
Organism: Aedes albopictus (Asian tiger mosquito)
Lineage: Eukaryota; Metazoa; Arthropoda; Insecta; Diptera; Culicidae
Product: potassium/sodium hyperpolarization-activated cyclic nucleotide-gated channel 2
Exons: 8
Coding region: 108-1958 (616 amino acids)
Biological process (GO): regulation of membrane depolarization; sodium ion transmembrane transport; potassium ion transmembrane transport
Cellular component (GO): HCN channel complex
Molecular function (GO): voltage-gated potassium channel activity
Source: RefSeq, a predicted model, not a curated record